Molecule: messenger RNA, 8939 nt
Organism: Neofelis nebulosa (Clouded leopard)
Lineage: Eukaryota; Metazoa; Chordata; Mammalia; Carnivora; Felidae
Gene: GMEB1
Product: glucocorticoid modulatory element binding protein 1
Exons: 10
Coding region: 1358-3079 (573 amino acids)
Biological process (GO): positive regulation of transcription by RNA polymerase II
Cellular component (GO): nucleus
Molecular function (GO): DNA-binding transcription activator activity, RNA polymerase II-specific; RNA polymerase II cis-regulatory region sequence-specific DNA binding
Source: RefSeq, a predicted model, not a curated record
GGUGGGUACGAAAGGUGAAGGAAGCAUGCACGCCCGCCCGGGAGGAGACCCUUGGAAGCUUGGCGGGGGAGAAAGAGCGGAGAGUGGGUUCUGCGGAGGGAAGGAGGCCCGAGUUUCACCCGAGGGGCGCAUUAGAGGCCUCGGCCUUUCAGUCCAGGGGAAAAGAGGCAGGUGCUGUUCCGAAGGCGUGGUGACAGUAUGGGUAGUGUGAGCAGGGGACGAGGAAGAAGAGCUCCAGGGGAAAGUGAACAGGCCCCUGCCUUUCCGGAGAUGAGGGGGCGGUAGGAAGACGCCUCAGCCUCCUCAAGUAGGAAGGGGAAGGGUCCAAACCUGUGAGGGAAUGAGAGACUGAGGGUCUUCUGAAGUAUAUAGGUAGAGAACGGAACAGUCUGGGAUGUCAGGGGGUGGGAAAACCCGUGUUUUGGAGGACCGGAGAGAAGAUAAUUGAGGGGAAGAAAUGACAUUUCUACUUUCAGAAAUGACAGGGGAAUUGGCCAGCUGCCUCCUAAUUGAGGGGCAGGAACGGUGAGAGCAGAAUCUUACCUGAGAGUCCUGGAGAGUGAUGAUCCACCAGACCAGACUAAGGCGUGUCAAGCCUUGACCUAGUAGGGAUGGGGGGGCGGGGGCGGUGCAGGGCUUGACCGUCCAAGGAACAGGAGGAGGUCUGAAUUCUCUUAAGAUGAGAGAAAUGCCAAAAGCACUUCCUAACAGACACAGAAAGGGCCUUGUUUGGUGUCUAUUUAGGAGAACCAAGAACUGGGUUUCCUCAACCUAGGGAUUGGGGAAAGGGAGGAUCAGAUCGUUCUAGACUCCCAGAGGGAUUCUUCUCCCUUGCCUCUGGUAAUGUUACCGAAGUGCUUUUGGAGGACCUUUUCAUUAAAUGUUUGGACUGUCUUCCCUAAUUCGUAAGCCUUUUAUCAAUUAUGGAUAUUUAAUAUAUACUUAGUAUACACUGACUUGAUGACUUUUUUCAUUAGUCAUGAGUCAACCAUUCAUAUUUACCUCAACAAACGUAUAUUAAGUAGCUAAUUUGUACUCAACUUCAUUGGGUUAGCUUGGGCCCUAAAUUGCUCUUGUCCUAGGCAGAAGUCCCCUAGAGUCUAGUGUGAUGACGCUUCAAAGAACCCUUUGUCCCAUCGCUUCCCCAAACACGUAUAUAGUAGUCUUCAAUAUGUGACCUGUCCCAAACUUCAUUUGCUUUGGCUCUGUCCCUCACAGUGGUCCUGUGUAGCCUUCUUGUCGGCUUUAUUACGUUUGAUAGCACCCUGGAUCACCUACCGAAUGCGUGAGAAGGAAUAAAGAAGGAAAAAAUCAAGGAGUUUUGGCAUCAACCCAGCUAUCUGACUUCAUGUGAAAGAUGGCUAAUGCAGAAGUAAGUGUUCCAGUGGGGGAUGUGGUUGUGGUUCCCACUGAAGGAAAUGAAGGGGAGAACCCUGAAGACACUAAAACCCAAGUGAUCUUGCAGUUACAGCCUGUGCAGCAAGGUUUGUUUAUCGAUGGACACUUUUACAACAGGAUUUAUGAACCUGGGUCCGAGAACAACACGGCAGUCGUGGCAGUAGAAACUCACACGAUUCACAAAAUUGAAGAAGGGAUUGAUGCAAGCACUAUAGAAGCAAAUGAGGAUAUGGAAAUUGCUUACCCCAUAACUUGUGGGGAGAGCAAAGCCAUUCUCCUCUGGAAGAAGUUUGUAUGUCCAGGAAUAAAUGUGAAAUGUGUCAAGUUCAAUGAUCAGUUGAUCAGCCCCAAGCAUUUUGUUCAUCUGGCUGGCAAGUCUACCCUAAAGGACUGGAAGAGAGCCAUUCGUCUGGGUGGAAUCAUGCUCAGGAAAAUGAUGGACUCCGGACAGAUUGAUUUUUACCAACAUGACAAGGUUUGCUCCAAUACCUGCAGAAGCACCAAAUUUGAUCUUCUUAUCAGCAGUGCAAGAGCUCCGGUGCCAGGACAGCAGACAAGUGUGGUGCAGACACCCACUUCGGCCGAUGGUAGCAUCACACAGAUUGCCAUCUCGGAAGAGAGCAUGGAAGAGGCAGGGCUGGAAUGGAACUCAGCUCUCACUGCUGCUGUCACCAUGGCUACAGAGGAGGGUGUGAAGAAAGACUCAGAGGAAAUUUCAGAGGACACUUUGAUGUUCUGGAAAGGAAUAGCUGAUGUAGGACUGAUGGAAGAGGUUGUCUGCAAUAUACAGAAGGAAAUAGAGGAGCUACUCAGGGGAGUUCAGCAACGGCUCAUUCAGGCUCCCUUCCAGGUAACAGAUGCUGCUGUUCUCAACAAUGUAGCACAUACAUUUGGCCUGAUGGACACAGUAAAGAAGGUUUUGGACAACAGGAGGAACCAAGUAGAGCAGGGAGAAGAGCAGUUUCUCUACACUCUGACAGAGUUGGAACGCCAGUUGGAAGAGCAGAAGAAGCAAGCUCAGGAUCACAGGCUGAAAUCCCAGACCGUUCAAAAUGUGGUACUGAUGCCUGUGAGCACUCCUAAGCCUCCAAAAAGGCCCCGGCUCCAGCGGCCAGCUUCUACCACAGUCCUGAGCCCUUCUCCUCCAGUCCAGCAGCCUCAGUUCACAGUCAUCUCACCCAUCACCAUCACCCCAGUGGGCCAGUCAUUUUCCAUGGGCAAUAUUCCAGUGGCCACCCUCAGCCAGGGCUCCAGUCCUGUGACUGUUCACACACUGCCUUCUGGCCCUCAGCUCUUCCGCUAUGCCACAGUGGUCUCCUCUGCCAAGAGCAGCUCACCAGACACAGUGACCAUCCAUCCUUCAUCUAGCUUAGCACUGCUAAGCUCCACUGCCAUGCAGGAUGGGAGUACCCUGGGCAACAUGACCACCAUGGUGAGCCCCGUGGAGCUGGUGGCCAUGGAGUCCGGCUUGACCUCGGCAAUCCAGGCUGUUGAAAGCACCUCGGAAGAUGGGCAGACCAUCAUUGAGAUUGACCCAGCCCCAGACCCAGAGGCUGAGGAUACUGAGGGCAAAGCAGUUAUUUUGGAGACAGAGCUGAGGACUGAGGAGAAAGUUGUGGCUGAGAUGGAAGACCACCAGCAUCAAGUCCACAAUGUGGAGAUUGUGGUCUUAGAGGAUUAACUGGGGAUCUCAGGGCCAGGAGAUAUGCUUUGGUUUGGAAUUUUAAUUAUUUGUUUAUUUUUAUCAUUGUCCCACUCAUUUCCACAUAGGAUCCUUUUUUUAAAACAAAAUCUCAUUGUUCUAACUGAAAAUGUUGGGUCCCUCCCUCCCCCUCAUUGAAAAACGGACAAAAACAAGCUGUCCUUCUGGAAGUUGAGAGUAGGUCACUCAAUGUCUAAAUCCUUUCAUGCAAAGAAAGUUAGUUCUUUUAGGCGAGGCAUCAAGACAACCAGAAACCCUGUCCGGAAAGCCCUUUCCAGGCUAGUCUGUCUGUGUACACGUGCGGUUUUAUUUUUGUAAAGAUGCAUUGGCCAAACUCUGGAAUGCAGAUCUGACACUGAAAGGCAACCCACCUGCACAUGGAUGCAGAGGAUACUUUAUUUUGUAUCCUGGAAAAGGCCCUCAGAGGCUAGUGCAAAACUCUGAAACAAAAGCAAGUUGAACUGUGCUGGGAGGGGAAGGUGGCAUACCAGCAGCAGCUUGAAAAGGGAAGUGCUUUGGUCAAGAUGGGGCAAGGAAAUUAUCUUACUUCCAGAAGUGCAACUGAUGCCUUUUGAUAUCUCUAAGGGGUUACUACCAUGGGUGCCAUUUUGAGGAGAGGCCAGUAAUAAGUGGAAGGGUACAUCUCCGUGGAGCAAGUGGCAUCAGGGGCCUGGGGCCUGUGACUUUGCAGAAAUAGAAAUCUGGGUUUCAAGCUCACUUUCCCCUCCUUCCCCAAUUUUGUCAAAGCACUUAACCCCCCUAAACUAGGAUCAAUCCAUUCAUUUGCAAACUAUGUGAUGUGGUGUAAAUUUCUCUGGUUCCUGGACUGUGGCUGUCAUGGAGGUGGGGCUCCAAGGCCAUAGUUUUUAUUGCAUGACUCCGGGUGCAGGGUAGUUCCUCAUCCAGACCAGCUGCCCUUUUUGGUGGGGCCCUUUUUUGGCUUUGGAACCAAAAGCAGCCACCCAUUUGGUGCUUCCUCUUGUUCUCCCUUCCAUCCCUCAACUGUUAAUGGCAUCUGUCUCCUGGAUCCCACGCUCUUCAGCUUUUUGGCUGAUUUGGAGAACAGUGACAGGUGUCUGCCUGCCUUCAUCCUCUUUUAGAUUCAUUUAUACCACAGAUGUUUCUGUGAGAUAUUGAGCUCUUAAAAAAAAAAAAAAAAAAAAAAAAAAAAAAAAAAAAAAAAACACCUUAGGCUUGGCAGAGAAGACUCAAUAGCCCCAGCCUAUCCUGAGGCAACAAAUAGAUGUCUCCUCCUGAGCGAGCUGGACUCCCUGGGAAAGAAGCAUUGUCUGCAACAUUAUAUUAUAGGAAAUGUACCAGGAAUGUCAAUAAUAAUAUCUUUGGGGGGUGUUGUUAUUAUUAUUUUUUUUAUCUUGUUUGUAUGUUUAGAGCUGGGCCAUUUUCUGUGCUGUGAUUCCUGCUCUUUGACCAUUUUCAGUGUUUGGGGCAAGAGUGGACCCUGGUUUUUAUUUCUUUGAUUGCAUUGUUUACUGCACUAGAUAAAAUAUAGGGAAACUGCAGACAAUUUAAAGGAAAAAGAGGUCAAAAGAAAGCACACACCUUAGGAGUGGGAGGUUUUUUUGUUUUUGUUUUUGUUUUUUAAUUAAAAGCAAAACUUUGGCUUAUACUUUCCUUUUUUUUUUUUUUUUUUUUUUUAAGAGGGCACCCACUUGAAGCCAUGUUUCUUCCAACAGAUGUUGGAAACCUUGUUGUCAAGCAAGUGAAGACUGCAUUCUGCCGUCUUUCAGAUGGCUUUAAUAGCUAAAGAAGCCCUCUAACUUGGGAGGGCAAUCUUAAAAGCCUUAAGGGUGAGAUUUCUUAACCCCAUAUAAUUGUGGCUUUCAGCUUUAAAAUUGUCUGGGGUUUUACUUUUCUCUUCAAAAUGUUCAAUAGAUGUAGCAAUCAGCUUAGAACAAACCUUUGGCCCUUUAGCGAGGGAAGUGGCUUUUAUUAUUGCUUCUUUAGGUUUUCUGAUGGUACAUAAACAAAACCAAAAUUUCAGUUUAAGCCUAAAACUGCUACUUGACCCUAGGAAGGCACAUGUCACCCCUAUCGUGGUUUUUAGGGACACUUUUCUUUUUCCCAGAGAUGCAGGGUCCGAUUCAGGACAGAGGGGGAGCCCUGGAGAACACCCACACACUAGCUCAGGUUCCUUUCUUUCUUCUGUCAGCUGUUGUUGGUAGUGUUUUAAAGCAGUGUGAGCGUCAUGCUUCCAAAGUCAAGAGAUCUUUUCCUCCUAAAGACAGAGCCUGUUUACUUGCACUAUCUGAAUAUUCUGGCUGGUGGAAAUACACAAGCUUUGUUGUUUUCCUGGUCUUCCAAUAGCCUGUCAUUAUUGCUAGCUGCUGUGGCACCUAUUGUGUGGGGGUUUCCUCAGAGCCCUGGUCUAAAUGAUCUCAGACAGCGUGAGAAAUAUGCAAGCCAUUGGUAUGUGCACAAGCAGUUGCAAUGAAUCAUUCCUCAGGCUGACUUGGCAGUAGCCAUCUAUAUUUCUGUUCAUUCAUUAAAUAAACAUUUAUAAGUACCAUCUACGUGCCAGGCUUUGUGCUAGGCACUGGCAGUACAGAGAUGAAGACAGAGUUCCUGCACUCAAGGACUUCAUACUUCAGAGGUUGUCUGGAGUUAAGAACUAUAUUUCAAUUUAAUUGGUUUCUUUUGUAAUCCUAUGUAUUUUAUUCCAUGCACUGAAAAACAUUAUUCUGCAAAUUAGCCCAUAGGUUUCGGCAGACUACGAGAGGCACAACAAAGUUAAGCCUUUUCUAGUGAGAUACUGAAACAUCAUCAUAUUGGGGUAAGUGCAGCGACAGAGCUACUGUCUGGGAGCUGAGAAGAAAGGAGCAGGGACCUGACCCAGCUUAGGGAUAGGGGUCAGCAAAUAUGGGAGUACUUCCUGGAGAAGGCGUAUACCUAAACUAAUGUAGCAGAGACCAUUUUUGGCUAGGUGUUUUUUUUUUUUUUGUACUCUAUUUCAAGUAGUUGGUCUUAUUUAUACAAGAGGGGGAAAAAUCCUUAGUCUUUUGCUGCCUCUGCCUCCAGAGCUAGGCAGAAUCAGCAGCAUGGGCUGUCUCCUGAGAGCAUCCCACUGGGAAAAGCCGAGUCAUGCGUCAGCUUCUCAGAAUUUCCAUCAGAGGAAUCCAGUGCCGGACUGGAGGUUAGCUGGUAGAAGGUGAAUGUCCCAAACCUUCCUGCCAUGUGGUUUCCACAAAGGCCUUGGAGUCAACUGUACAACGGUCAUACCUUAGUUAUGUCCCUCCCUCAUUCUUCUCCUUUCAGUUGCUAGGCUCCUUCCCUAUUCCCACCCCCAAAACAAAACAACUCCCAGUUAUUCUGAAGUAAAAAAAUGGACAAUAUACUUGAAUAAUCAAGAUUCAAAGCCACUUCACGUGAAGUUUCUUGCACGCUUCUGUCCACAUUAGGGAAGGAAGACUUAUGUUAAUACAGUUAUCUUGGAAAUUGAUACUCAGUUCAGGUGGUCUGCCACUGUGGUGGUGGCAUUUUAUCCCGUUUCAUGAAAGGCCCUAUGGUAAGUCUGUGUGGUGGGAAAUACUAGCAUUGGUAACAUCUGAUUAUAAAGAUAGUAUAAUCAAGCAUGAGAUACAGAAUUACCAGUUCACUGAAUUAUAACUGGUCCAGGUUUUAGCACUAUUAAGGAGGUGGAAAGGAUAAAGAAAAGGCUGAAUUCUGAAAAUAGGCAUGAGGUUGUGAUUCACUUUGGGCAAUACUCCUGAGGAAAUAGUCCUCUCUGAGAAGAAAGUCGGAUGCUAGGCUAGCCUGCAUUUUCAGACAAUUUCCCUAGUAUAGUUGAUUACGGAUUCCCUCACCCCUAGGAUACCUCUUGGGGAAAUUCUUACCUAGUUUGUAAUGUAUUACAAUAACAACCAAGGUUGUUACCCGAGACAAUCAAUUCUGCUAGAUUUGGACUCUUUGCCCCUGGAAUUUCUCUUCAGCAGCCCUAAUUGAGACCUUUCUAGGGUUCCCUCCCAAUCCCGGAACAACUUUCUUAGUCCUGAUGUAUGCAAUUUAACUUCCUCUAGAAGGUUCUAUUUUCCUCUAACUUCCAUUCCCAUACUACUACUUCCCUGGCCCUUGCUUUUGGGAGCCAAAGGUGAGUUAGUUCCUAAAUUCUGCCAUGUCAGUAAAACAAUCGUUUUUGUCAAGGUACCUCCAAGAGCCAAACCUCAGUAUACACCAAUCAUAGUCUGGGUCUUCUCUACUUAAAACAGCUUCCCUGACUCAAUCAGCCACCUGAAUUGAAGCACCUUUGGGAUGUUCUUAUGCAGUGACUAUAGGUAAGUUCUCCAGAACACAUAGAUUCUAAAACCUGUGUUUAUUUUUUUAAAAGGUUUUAUUUCUUAGUAAUCUCUAUACCCAACAUGGGUCUUGAACCCACAACCUCAACAUCAGGAGUCACAUGCUCCACCCACUCAGCCAGCCAGGUGCCCCUAAAACCUAUCUUUUAUACCCAAUUGAUUCUGUAUCUAUGGCUCAUGGUCCAGGCUAAGACAUGCCUGUUUCCUGGAUAGAUUAUUUCAGCCAAGUAUGAUUCCUACUGCCUCUUCACAACUACUUGAAAUUUCUGUUAUGUUUUACGAGCCUCUCAGCCUAAAAGUAGACUACAACCUGCUUUGAAAUUGCCUCUGGGUUCUCCUCUUGCAUCUGUGGUUUCCAAUUCUGUAUUCUUUACUGAUAGUUAUGGCUUAUAAUAUGGUAUAUAUAGAUUUAUUUUUCUAGUUUUGAGAACAAAAAUGAAUAAUAGUAUUGAAUCACAUCUAAGGAUAAACAUGAAGCUGGGUAAUGACCCAGAGGAAAGACAAAUUCCUUAACGGGCUUUGUAGGAGCUUCCAAAGAAAGCAUACAGAGAGGGUUACUUACAUUUUGAAGUAUAAGUUUGUUUUUUAAGAAUUUCUCUGCUGUUUUCUUUAAAGAAAUCUAUGUAUUAUAGAGCAGACUGGAAGCCCAGAGCCCUGAUUCAGCCUGAGACUUUGUUUGGUCCACAUUUUUGUUUUAACUUUUUGUGAAAUAUAAAUGCAUAUAGGAAAGUGCACAAAUGACUGUACAAUUUGAAAAGGUUAAACUACACACACCCAUGAAAUCAGCUACUAAAUCAAGAAGGAAAAAAAAAAAGUUACCAGCAUCUUACCCAGCCAGGAUAACCAACAUCUAGCUCUCAACACCACAGCUCAGUUUUACCUGUUUUUGAAUUGUUUUGUGACUGGUGUUUUCUCACUCAGCAUGAUGUUGUAAGAUUCACCCUUGAUGUUGUGUGAAGUUGUAAUUGGUUCCUUCUCAUUGCUCUGUAGAAACUAACUGCCAUAGCUGAUCCAUUCUAAUGAUGGGUGCUUGGGUAGUUUCCAGUUUGGGGGUAUUAUAGAUAAUGCCUCUGAACAUUCUUGUACAUGAGUUUUGAUGAACAUAUAUAUGCAUUUAUGCCUACAUAGUCUUUCAAACAUUAGGCCAGUUCACAUGUAAAAUUCAAAAUUCAAGAUACACCUCUUUAAAAAACAAAAACAAAAAAUAUAAUAAUAAUAAUAAAAAAACAAACCCAGAAGAACUGACAACACUGGGUCCAUAUUUCCUCACAGCAACACUUGACUGGAACUGAUUCCUGUCUCUGGUGGGGCAUGGUUUCUUCACCAUGUGACCCUGUUCCUAUUAUGGACCUAGACUUUCUUAUUUGGUAGCCUGUUUUUUUGAUUCAGUAAUCUCUUAGGACACUCUUCCCCCAGAUAAUUGCAAAGCUUAUUUCCUCACUUCCUUCAAGUCUCUGGUCACAUGUUACCUUAUCAGAGAGGACUUCCUUGACCACCCACCCUAUUAAAAAAUGGCAACUUCCCCUGCA